This is a messenger RNA of Neopelma chrysocephalum (saffron-crested tyrant-manakin), 1874 nucleotides long. RefSeq names its product DnaJ heat shock protein family (Hsp40) member C1 (gene DNAJC1). The record is from RefSeq and is a predicted model, not a curated record. Gene Ontology annotation, cellular component: endomembrane system. The transcript has 12 exons. The coding region runs from base 98 to 1732 and encodes 544 amino acids. NCBI's taxonomy places the organism in Eukaryota, Metazoa, Chordata, Aves, Passeriformes, Pipridae.
UGCGGAGCGGCCGCCGCGGCGAGCGCGGCCUGCGCGCAGCGUCCUGGGCAAGUCCCUGCUCCGGCACCGCUCCGGUGCCGACACCGCCGGCAGCAUCAUGUCCCGCCCGCGGCCCGCGCCGCGCCCGCGGCUGCUGCCGCUCCUGGCGCUGCUGGCGCUGCUAGCGCCCCGCGCCCGCGCCUGGGACAGCGGCGACCUGGAGCUCUUCGACCUGGUGGAAGAGGUGCCGCGGAACUUCUACGACUUUCUGGGGGUUCAGCAGGAUGCUUCAUCUGCAGACAUUCGGAAAGCAUAUCGAAAGCUUUCACUGGUUUUACACCCAGAUAAGAAUAAAGAUGAAAAUGCGGAAACACAGUUUAGGCAAUUGGUGGCCAUCUAUGAGGUUUUAAAGGAUGAAGAAAGGAGGCAGACGUAUGAUGAUAUUCUGAUCAAUGGACUACCAGAUUGGCGACAGCCUGUAUUCUACUACAGGCGGGUGAGAAAAAUGAGCAAUGCUGAGCUGGCAUUACUCUUGUUCAUUAUACUCACAGUGGGUCAUUAUGCUGUGGUUUGGUCAAUCUACCUGGAAAAACAGCUGGAUGAACUGCUUAGCAGAAAAAAGAGGGAGAAGAAGAAAAAACCAGGCAUCAGGAGUACAGAUGAAGCCAAACUUGCUGCUCUAGACAAAAAUGAAAGAAUACUGGACAAACCACAAUGGCAUGACUUACUUCCAUGCAAGCUGGGAAUAUGGUUCUGUCUCACAGUGAAAGCUUUACCUCAGCUAUUCCAGGAUGCCAGACAAUUAUAUGUAGAAUAUAAAGAAACAAAAAUGAAGGCGAAAGAAGAUGCCCUGGCUAAGGCUGAACUUGAAACACUUCAGAAGGAGAAGAAACCUAAAGUCAAGAAACCGAAAUUAGAAUUCCCUGUGUACAUGGCUCUGGAAUCAAAUACUUAUAUACCAUCAUAUGAUCAUGGAGCUUCAAUUGAAGAGAUUGAGGAACAGAUGGAUGAUUGGCUGGGAGGCAGGAACAGGACACAAAAGAAGAAGGCACCUGAAUGGACAGAGGAGGACCUGAGCCAGCUGACAAGAAGUAUGGUUAAGUUCCCAGGGGGGACCCCCGGUCGAUGGGAAAAGAUUGCUCACGAAUUGGGUCGAUCAGUGGCAGAUGUUACCAUGAAAGCCAAACAACUGAAGGAUUCUGUUACAUAUACACCAGGUACCAUCAGGCUCUCCGAGCUUAAAACGCUGGCCCAUUCCAAAAAUGUCAAAGUCAACGUGAAUUUGCCAGAUCACAUAAUCACCCAGCGAGAAAGGGAGGAGGAAGAGGAGGAGGAGGAGGGGAACUACUGUCAUAUACGAGAGCAGAUGGAUGUCCAGACAGAUCCAAAGGAGACCAUUGGAAGUGAAACCAGACACCGCAAACGCAGAAUUGUCAAAGCACCUGAAGUGGCUCUGCUGGCACUGGAAGAGAAGGGCAGAGGGAGACGUCAGAGAGAUUUUGAUAACACUGACCAAGAGGAGGAGAGUGAUGAUGAGAUCAGAAAAAAAGAGAAAAGCCGUGCCCCAGAAGAACUGUGGACUCAAAACCAACAGAAACUUCUUGAAAUGGCCUUGCAGCAGUAUCCAAAGGGAACAUCGGAUCGCUGGGAUAAAAUAGCAAAAUGUGUUCCUGGAAAAACCAAGGAGGAGUGUAUAGCAAGAUACAAGUUGCUCGUUGAACUGGUACAAAAGAAAAGAAUGGCUAAAAGCUGACUGUGGUGAGCAGAAGAGAUGUAGCUCAUCUUUGUCAAAGUUUUAAAUGUCAUAUGCAGGAAACUGCAUUUUUGUACCUCAGUAUUUCUAUACGUCAUGUGCCUUAGUAAAAGAAAAUAUUAAUAAAUCUUAUACCAUCUUA